GAACGGCAUAUUUAAUGUUUUUUACCAUGUUAUCCUCAGGAGCCAAAUUCCCCAUCAAGUGGACGGCUCCAGAGGCCAUCAACUACGGAUCCUUCACCAUCAAGUCAGACAUCUGGUCCUUCGGAGUUCUGCUCUAUGAGAUAAUAACAUACGGGAAAUGCCCCUACCCAGGUAUGACCAAAGGAGAGGUGAUUUCCUCUGUGCAGCGCGGCUACAGGAUGCCUCAGCCUGACAGCUGUCCUGACGAGCUCUACGCCAUCAUGAUGUCCUGCUGGAAGCACAAACCUGAAGACAGGCCCACCUUCGAGUACCUGCAGAGUGUCCUGGACGACUUCUACACCGCCACAGAGGGACAAUACCAGCAACAACCAUAGAGAGGGACACUUUCAGCCAGAAAUUAUAUUUGGAGCUGCUUUGGAUGUGUUGUUAUAGUUGUAAUAUUUUGUAUAUACCAGACUAAUGUCUAAAGCCCUAACAAUCUUGAAAUGUGCUCCUGUACAUGUUUACAAUGCGUUUCUUAUAUAUUUGCUGUUAAGAACACAAAAUUAUGUGCUAUUCCAGUACCUGACCAUCUCAAUUUCAAUGUAUGUUUGAAAGGGACAGAACAAAUAGGUGACGUUAUACAUAAGAGUUUGCAAUGUCCUUAUUCCUGUCCAAAAAGCUGCCUAAAAGAGACUGGAUGUGUAUAUAAUGUGGCAACAAUUGAAAAAGGGGCAUGCUGUAAUUACGAUUAGCUGUUUGACUUCACACAAUCAUUUCUCCUUUUAUAUAGUGUAAAUGACUGAAUUUCGCAUUUCAUGACUUAUUAUUUCAUAAGCUGCUCUAACAAUGUUCUUCAAUCUCUAACAAAAUAUUCUUUAAUCAUUUUCUGUUUGUUAACUGUUUCUUGAAUAUCCUUGUAUUGAUCAUCUCUGAACCCCACUUCAUAUUGAAGUUAUUUAGCAUUUGUUUAAUUGUUUAAUUGAUGUGAAUAUGUUAUCUGUAUUAUUUCAUCUGUACAUAUAGUGGGCUAUUAUAUAAUUAAAUGUCUGGCUUUGA
Molecule: messenger RNA, 1038 nt
Organism: Notothenia coriiceps (black rockcod)
Lineage: Eukaryota; Metazoa; Chordata; Actinopteri; Perciformes; Nototheniidae
Product: proto-oncogene tyrosine-protein kinase LCK-like
Exons: 2
Coding region: 15-374 (119 amino acids)
Biological process (GO): protein phosphorylation
Molecular function (GO): protein tyrosine kinase activity; ATP binding
Source: RefSeq, a predicted model, not a curated record